CCACCAGAAGGGCGUGACUUUUUGGUUUAGAUUCUUUUCAACUGACCCCACUAACAUCUUGGCUGUAAUAUCUGGCUAUAUUUUUAGCUUCUAUAAAAGCAGCCUGUAUCGGGAGAAGCCAGACACAGGAGUAGAGCGAGGGACAAGUGAGGACAGCUUAGAAUUUGUCCCUUGCCUGCCGCACCCGCACCACAUAACAUGGCAUCUGGAUCCACCAUGAUGGAACCCAUAUGUCUGAUAGAAAACCAGAAAAAUCGACUAAGAGUAAAUCCAAAUGCACUGAAGAUUCUUCAGGAGAACUCUCAGCCUGUGGUGGUGGUGGCUAUUGUAGGGCCGUAUCGAACAGGAAAAUCCUACCUAAUGAAUCGCCUGGCAGGACAGAACCAUGGUUUCCCUCUGGGCUCCACAGUGCAGUCUAAAACCAAGGGCAUCUGGAUGUGGUGUGUGCCUCACCCCUCCAAGCCAAACCAUACUCUGGUCCUCCUGGACACUGAGGGCCUGGGCGAUGUGGAAAAGGGUGACUCUAACAAUGACUCAUGGAUCUUUGCCCUGGCCGUGCUUCUGAGCAGCAUGUUUGUCUACAACAACGUGGGCAUCAUCAACCACCAGGCCCUGGAGCAGCUGCACUACGUGACUGAACUAACAAAACUAAUCAGGACAAAAUCCUCUCCCAGCUCUGGUGAAGUACAUGACUCAGCCAACUUUGUGAGUUUCUUCCCAGACUUUGUUUGGGCUGCACGAGAUUUCAUGAUGGAGUUAGUGUGGAAAGGACACCCCAUCACUGAAGAUGAAUACCUGGAGAAUGCCUUGAAGUUGAUUCCAGGGGAGAAUCACCAAACCCAGAAAUCUAACUUGUCCAGAGAGUCUAUCAGGAAGUUUUUUCCAAAACGGAAGUGCUUUGUUUUUGACUGGCCUACAAAUGACAAAAAAUUAUUACUCCAUAUUGAGGAAGCAUCAGAAAACCAACUGGAACAGAAUUUCCAGGUGCAAUCCAAAAAUUUCUGUUCCUAUAUCUUCACACAUGCAAAAACCAAGACCCUACGAGAGGGACUCAUUGUCACUGGAAAUAGGCUGGCCACUCUGGCAGAGACCUAUGUAAAUUCUAUCAACAGUGGAGCAAUUCCUUGUUUGGAAAAUGCAGUGAUAAAUCUGGCUGAGCGUGAGAAUUUAGUGGCACUACACGCGGCAGCCAACUACUACAGUGAGUACAGUGAGCAGAUGGCCCAGCGAGUGAAGUUCCCCACAGACACACUCCAGGAACUACUGGACCUGCAUGCAGCAUGUGAUAAGGAAGCCAUUGCAGUGUUCAUGGAGAACUCUUUCAAAGAUGACAAGUUGGAGUUCCAGAAGAAGCUUGUGGAAACAAUAGAGGGCAAAAAAGGAGAAUUCUUGCUUCAGAAUGAAGAGGCAUCUGCCAAGUAUUGCCAGGCUCAGCUUAAGCAGCUUUCAGAGACUCUGAUGGAAAGCAUUUCCAGAGGAAUUUUCUCUGUGCCUGGAGGACACAAUCUCUACUUAGAAGCAAGGAACACAGUUGAACGGUCCUAUCAGCUGGUGCCCAGGAAAGGAGUUAAGGCGAACGAGGUCCUCCAGAGCUUCCUGCAGUCACAGGCUGCAAUAGAGAAAUCCAUCCUGCAGUCAGACAAAGCUCUCACUACUGCAGAGAAGGCCACACUAGCUGAGCGUGCCAAGAAUGUGGCAACUGAGAAGGAACUGGCACUGCUAAUACAGAAAGUACAGGAACAGGAGGAAAAAUUGAAGGCUCAACAGAAAAGCUACAAUGAAAACAUGGCCCAGCUGAAGAUAAAGUUGGAGAGAACGGAGAAAACCCUACUGGAAGAGACAGAAAGAAUGCUAGAGCACAAGCUGAAGAUCCAGAAAGAACUAUUUACUGAAGGGUUUAAAAAGAAAUAUGAGGAGAUGAAUAAAGAGAUAAAUCAACUCAAAGAAGAUAAUGAAAGGUCGAAAAUUUAUUCACCAGAGAAUAUUUCAAAACUCCUUUCUUUGGCAGAAAAUUUGUUAACUGGAAUAUUCUUAGGUGUUAAACUAAUCACUGAGACGUGAGAUGUAUCUACAAUUCUGCCUCUAUAAAGCAUGUUUAAAGGGUAUCGUAUGUUUUAAUAGCCUAUCACUGUGGCUUAUUUUUGAAGUAUGUGUAUCAUGGUGGGUUCAUCUAAGAAAAGUUUAAAAAAUAAAAAGUGAUUAUAAGAAUAUCAGGGCAUGAUAUCCAAAGUUUUAAAAAAAAAACCCUUAAUUUUGAUUUAAAAUUAAAUCAAAAUUUA
This is a messenger RNA of Pteropus alecto (black flying fox), 2279 nucleotides long. Its product is annotated as guanylate-binding protein 7. The record is from RefSeq and is a predicted model, not a curated record. Gene Ontology annotation, biological process: defense response to protozoan; defense response to Gram-positive bacterium. Gene Ontology annotation, molecular function: GTPase activity; GTP binding. Lineage: Eukaryota; Metazoa; Chordata; Mammalia; Chiroptera; Pteropodidae.